Carassius gibelio (silver crucian carp) is the source of this 4336-nucleotide messenger RNA. Its product is annotated as ankyrin repeat and IBR domain-containing protein 1. The record is from RefSeq and is a predicted model, not a curated record. The coding region runs from base 364 to 3624 and encodes 1086 amino acids. Gene Ontology annotation, biological process: protein polyubiquitination; positive regulation of proteasomal ubiquitin-dependent protein catabolic process; ubiquitin-dependent protein catabolic process. NCBI's taxonomy places the organism in Eukaryota, Metazoa, Chordata, Actinopteri, Cypriniformes, Cyprinidae. Gene Ontology annotation, cellular component: cytoplasm; ubiquitin ligase complex. The transcript has 21 exons. Gene Ontology annotation, molecular function: zinc ion binding; ubiquitin conjugating enzyme binding; ubiquitin protein ligase activity.
AGGUGGCGGUAAGUGGCUCUUAAACUCGGUUCUUUAUCUACCGUUAAACCGCGAAGCAGACGCAGAUUAUUGUCCUAUGAAAUGAGAGCAUGACCAGCAAACACAGCCACGAGCACCACCCCUAUGAUUAUAUAGUUCUUUAAUGUUUCUUUUUACAUAAUAUCUGACAUGAUCGAAGGUCUUCUGUCCGAGAACAAUGUUGAUAUAAGCUUUUGGUCGUUUGAUGUGUCGACGCUCAGUGGAUACGUCCAAAUCAGAGAUGAGGAUACAGUUCAUGUGGUAUGCGUCCCAUCCUCUCUCAUGCUGGCUGAGUGCUGAAAACUGAAUGUGGGCCGCUCUGCGGCUCCCACUACAGCUCCUGCCAUGGGGAAUACCGCCACCAAGUUUCGUAAAGCACUUAUCAGUGGAGACGAAGGCCUGGCCUGCCAGCUCUAUGAGAACAACCCUCAAUUUAAAGAGGCUCUGGAGCCCAACACAUCUUAUGGGGAGCCAUAUCAACACAACACACCCCUGCACUACGCCUCACGCCAUGCCAUGACUCGCCUCAUCAGGUCUUUCCUUUUCUCCAAAGAUGGCAACCCCAACAAGUGCAACGUUCACAAUGAGACUGCGUUGCACCUGCUUUGCAUGGGCCCCCAGAUCCUGCUGGGUGAGGGGGCACUGCAGCCCCGGAUCAGCCGGCCCCAGGAGGAUGAACAGAAGCGGGCUGAGUGCCUCCAGAUGAUCCUUCUGUGGACCGGAGCCAAGCUGGACCAGGGCGAGUAUGAGAGAGCCAACGUCAAUGCCACAGACAACAAAAAGAGCACCUGCCUGCACUACGCGGCAGCGGCUGGCAUGAAGAACUGUGUCGAGUUGUUAGUAAAGAACAAUGCAGAUUUAUUCGUGGAGAACGAGGACCGGGAGACGCCAUGUGACUGUGCGGAGAAACAGCAUCACAAGGAACUGGCGCUCAGUCUGGAGUCUCAGAUGGUUUUUUCUCAGGAUGCCGGAGCUCAGGAGAUAGAAGCAGAGUAUGCCGCCCUUGACCGGCGAGAGCCAUAUGAGGGAUUGAAACUGCAAGACCUGCGUCGGUUGAAAGACAUGUUGAUAGUGGAGACGGCGGACAUGCUGCAGGCUCCUCUCUUCACGGCCGAGGCCCUGCUGCGAGCUCACGACUGGGACAGGGAAAAACUUCUAGAGGACUGGAUGUCUAAUGCGGAGGACUGCUGUCAGCGCUCAGGUGUUCAGAUGCCAACUCCCCCACCGAGUGGCUACAAUGCUUGGGACACUCUGCCUUCACCUAGAACUCCCAGAACAACUCGCUCCUCUGUCACCUCCCCUGAUGAGAUCAGCCUGUCUCCUACUGAUGGCCUUGCCCUGUGUGGGAUUUGCAUGUGCACCAUAUCGGUGUUUGAGGACCCUGUUGAUAUGUCGUGUGGGCACGAGUUCUGCAGGGCAUGCUGGGAAGGGUUUUUGAAUCUGAAGAUCCAAGAUGGGGAAGCACAUAACAUCUUUUGCCCUGCUUAUGAAUGCUUCCAGCUGGUUCCUGUGGAGGUCAUUGAAAGCGUUGUCUCCAGAGAGAUGGAUAAGCGCUACCUGCAGUUUGAUAUUAAGGCUUUCGUGGAUAAUAAUCCUGCCAUUCGCUGGUGCCCUGUAGCCAGAUGUGAAAGAGCCGUACGACUGUCUAGGCCAGGCCCUGGAGCCUCUGACUCUCUGAGCUUCCCGUUGCUCAAAGCCCCUGCUGUAGACUGUGGCAAAGGCCAUCUCUUCUGCUGGGAGUGUCUUGGCGAUGCUCAUGAACCCUGUGAGUGUGAGACAUGGAAGAUGUGGCUGCAGAAAGUGUCUGAAAUGAAGCCUGAAGAAUUGGCUGGUGUGAGUGUAGCCUAUGAAGAUGCUGCCAACUGCUUGUGGCUACUCACCAACUCUAAACCUUGUGCCAACUGCAAAUCCCCCAUCCAGAAAAAUGAAGGCUGUAAUCACAUGCAGUGCGCGAAGUGCAAGUAUGAUUUCUGCUGGAUUUGUCUUGAGGAAUGGAAGAAACACAGCUCCUCUACUGGAGGAUACUAUCGCUGCACGCGCUAUGAGGUCAUCCAACAGGUGGAGGAACAGUCCAAGGAGAUGACUGUGGAGGCAGAAAAAAAGCACAAGAGUUUUCAGGAACUUGACUGUUUUAUGCAUUAUUACACACGAUACAAGAAUCACGAACACAGUUACCAGUUAGAAGAACGACUCUUGAAAACAGCCAAAGAAAAGAUGGAACAACUGAGCAAAGCUUUCAUUGGAAGGGAAGGAGCCCCACCUGACACCACCUUCAUUGAGGAUGGUGUGCAUGAACUUCUCAAGACCCGACGCAUCCUUAAGUGCUCUUAUCCAUAUAGUUUCUUCUUGGAGCCCAAAAGCACAAAGAAAGAAAUAUUUGAACUUAUGCAGACUGAUUUAGAGAUGGUCACCGAAGACCUUGCUCAGAAGGUGAACAGGCCUUACCUCCGCACCCCUCGCCAUAAGAUCAUCAGUGCCACGUAUCUGGUGCAGCAGAAGAGACGGGAGUUCUUGGCCUCUGUGGCUCGAGGUGUUGCUCCAAACGAUUCUCCCGAGGCUCUCCGCCGCAGUUUUGCUGGUGGCACUUGGGACUGGGAGUAUCUGGGAUUUGCCUCUCCUGAGAUGGUGAGGAAUCACCCAGUACGGGGGUCAAAUGCACAGCGUGAGAGCAAUUACAAUCCAGGAGGCCAGCCGCAGGAAUACUCCGAGUUCCAGUACAGACGGAGACACCGGCAGCGGCGUAGAGGAGACCUACUCCGACUGCACAGCCUCCGCAGUAACACCCCUGAACCACAUGACUCUAGUGACAACACUUCAGAAACACAUGAGGGAGGCAUUACACAAAGACAUGGGAUCUCCACGGCACUUGGGUCUCUGGAUGAGGAUGACCCCAAUAUUUUGUUGGCUAUUCAGCUGUCCCUACAGGAGUCCAGGCUGGCCUUGGACCCCGAGCCUCAGGAUGUGCUCAGUAACGAUUCUUCUGUAGGUGCCAGUGGUUCCUCUCUGCCCUCUAGACUGGAUUCUGCCCCCCAUACUGGGGAUCACCCCCGAGCUUCCAUGAGCAGCUCUGAGCUUCUAGAGCUGGGAGACAGCCUUAUGAGACUGGGCAACAUUACCAGCCACUAUACACCCUUUAACAUGAAUUCCUACCCCGAUGCCUUGGGUAACGCCUUCACCCCUAGUGACCCAGACUGCCUGGACCCUUCCACCAAUGCCAACCUGCUUGGCAACAUUAUGGCCUGGUUCCAUGACAUGAAUCCACAGAGCAUUGCACUGAUUCCCUCAGCCACCUCAGAUGCCAGUCCUGAGCCUCCCAUUUUUGGAGAGGGACAACCUGCCAAAGCCCAGGAUGAGGAGAAUGAGAUGGGGAGUCCUGAGCAGGGUUCCCUAUCGCUACUGAAAGAGAGGAGCGCAGACAUGAUGGCAUCGCAACUUUUGGAGCUGGAAUGUGUUGAUGCACAGCCUCCUAAAGCAGAGCCAGACUUGGAGGGUAUGGGCAGCAGUGUAGAUCUCACUAACACGGUUCGUCCUGAGAGCAGUACUGAUCAGGAUCCGCAGGUAACUGACCUCUCUUUAGAGUGGGAGGAAGAAGUGCACCUCGUGUGAGGAAAAAGUCCAAUUAUUGUUUACCAACUGAGUGCUCUUAUUGUGCCAAAACACUAAAUAAAAUCAAAACUGCACGUUCAGAAAUGGAGAAGAGUGAAAAAGGUGCAGUGGGGUCAGAUGGGUCUCGUCUCGGUUGUGUGUUGCACAGCGUCUGGUGGAAGAAACAAGAAAACGUGGUCAGAUUUAAGUUGAUGAGAGUAGAGUGCGUCUCAUUCACUAACUGUAUUUUGUGUUUGUUUUUGAACGGAAAUCCAAAUUCAUUCAUAUCUUAGCACUUGGAUUUUCUUUUUCAACAUUUUAGCAUAACAUUUAGAAACAACUAAGAAUCAGUCCUGGUGGCCUUAGAAACACAAAAUGGUUUAAGCCGAAAGGUUUUACAUGUAAUUGGACAUUUGAACAACUAAGAGACCCCAAAAAUUUAGCAUUAAAAAAUGAAAAGCAUUAAAGAUCUGGAAUCGGUUCUACAUAAAAAUAUUGUGAUUUUAUAUUUAAAAAGCCAUUGAAUGGUGAAGGUUAGGAUGGUAAUUGCUCAUUUUAGCUUAUGUCGAAUAAUCUGGAUUUAUUAACAUUAGAAAGACGGUGAGAUCAAAUUUAUGUGCAUACCUGUUGUGAGUAAUCAGGUGGAAAUCUUGUGUAACAACCUUUUUUUGUGCACAUGAGAACACUGUUAUGAGUGACUGUGGUGAUGUAUUAAAGUCACAAUGAAAUGGAA